Tigriopus californicus is the source of this 953-nucleotide messenger RNA. RefSeq names its product neurocalcin-delta A-like. Bases 79 to 516 code for a protein of 145 amino acids. The transcript is spliced from 2 exons. The record is from RefSeq and is a predicted model, not a curated record. Lineage: Eukaryota; Metazoa; Arthropoda; Copepoda; Harpacticoida; Harpacticidae.
CUAGUGAUAGGACUGUUAUUUUUCUAGGUCUUCCCCAAGUGCGACCAAGAACCGUUGGACGAGGUGGUCAAUAACGUGAUGUCAAUAUUCGAUCCCAUGGGGGUGGGAACCAUUUCCUUUCGCGAGCUUCUCAUCACGUUCGCAUUGUCCAUGGAAGCGCCCUUAAUCGAAAAAUUGAAUUGGACCUACCGCCUCUAUGACGAAGAAGGACAAGGCGAGAUCUACUUAGACGAUCUGGUGCAGAUCGUAUGGAAAUUGUGUGAGCUCACCAAAAGUGCAGAGGUCUUAUUAAAGGACGGCCCACCAAAAGCGAUCGAGAGAAAUGAGGAACAAAAUGAAGAAGUGGAAACCCUCGUUAGAUCCAAAGCCACUCCCAAAGACCAUAACUCAUCGAUACCACCUCCGGCCCCGAAGCAAGCCGAGAAUAUUAAGCUUUUGUCUAAUAAAUUGGGCCACAGGGUAGAAUCGGCGAAACAGAAAAGAAGGGAGAGACCGAGUUCGAAGAAAACGGAAUAGACCAAAAUGAUCAAAAGAACCAAAGUGUAUAAGACCAAUUCCAAUGAGAUCAAACUUGACGAGGUCGAGAAGGCUUUGGCUAAGAAGGUAGUCGCCCAUCUGGAUAAAAAUGGCGACGGGCGCAUCACCAGAGAAGAAUUCAUCGAAGGCUGUCUGACUGACGAUGCCUUCCUUUGUCUCUUACAAUGCUUCAAUGGGGAAAUCAUUUGGGGAAAUCUUUUCAAAGUCACUAGCAUAACAGUCUCGACGUUUUUAGAUCCUCAAUAACUCAUGCAAGCUCACGCCCUAUUAACAUCCUCGGCGUGGCAAGUAAAUAAGUGAGAGAUUACAAUGUGACGCAAACAAUCAUUAUUCUUUUAAAGACGUGUAUCGCAUGCUCUUACGUUAAUCUUUAUGUAUGAUGUUAUCGCAAAUUAAAGUCCAGUGACUUUAGUUAG